UGUCCCUCGGACACAGCAGAUCACCGAUCAACGGAAAGAGCCGAAGAUGUUGGCUGAUCGCUGAUGAUCAGUGUGUCCUGAUGAUCAGUGUAGCUCCAUCAGCUCCAUCAGUGUCACCUGUCAGUGCUCAUUUAUGCCACCUGCCAGUGCCCAUCAGUGGCACAUCAAUGCCACAUAUCAGUGCCUACCAGUGCUCAUCAAUGCCACAUAUCAGUGCCCAUCUGAGCUGCCUUUCAGUGCCACCUAUCAGUGCCAGUCAAUGCCACCUAUCAAUGCCAGUCAGUACCACCUAUCAGUGCCAGUCAGUGCCACCUAUCACUGCCAGUCAGUGCCGCCUAUCAGUGUAAGUCAGUGCUGCCUAUAAGUGCCACCUAACAGUGCCAGCCAGUGCCACCUAACAGUGCCAGUCAGUGCCGCCUAUCAGUGCCAGUUAUCAGUGCCACCUAUCAGUGCCAUAAAUGAGUGCUGCCUUUCAAUGCCCAUCAGUGAUGCCUGUCAAUGCCCAUCAGUGCCACCUACCAGUGCCUCCUCAUCAGUG
This is a messenger RNA of Staurois parvus, 538 nucleotides long. The record is from the annotation of a GenBank genome assembly. Lineage: Eukaryota; Metazoa; Chordata; Amphibia; Anura; Ranidae.